AUGGGCAAAGAUUUACUCUUCUACUAAAAUCGAGAGUAAGGGGGAAUAGAAAUCCGUUUGUACUUUUUUGAAACAGAAACGAGCCUCUUUUUUUUUUUUUAAAUGGAGACAGACUUCUUUAUUAAUAAGAUAAACUCAAAGACAAGAGAUAUAUAGAUUGAGCGUAAUAAAGAACUAAAGAACAAAAAACAAGGGGAUCAGAAGGUGCACCCAGGUUGACACUCCCUUAGCACCAAAACUUCAUAUCCCAAUUAUAACACUGACCAAAACAGAUGAUGCACUAGAAAAUACACAAUUGAGUCCAGCUUAAAUACAUAGGGCUGAGACAGAGAAAAUGCAAAAAUUAGAGGCAAUACAAAAACAACACCAGUGUCAAGAUGGUUGAGCCGAACAAAACAGCUGCUGAGAAAUCCAAAAACUGAAUAGAAAAUAAACUCCAAAAAAGGCCUGCCAAAAACAAAGAUUAAAGGGUUGGUUGGGAGAGGAAAACUGCCCAAUUGAGGCAAAUAUCUUGAAUGGAGUAAGCCCCAAAAUCUUUGUUCAAGGAACACCAAGCUGCUGUGUUUGCUCUGCGGAGAGAAGAAUUUCUGGAUUAGGUUUUUCCUUAUCGUGAAAAAUCUGCUGGUUUCUCUCAAACCACAGUUCAGAGAGGAGAGCUUUUGACAAGUUUAACCAUAUUAGUCUAGGCUUCUUGGGAAGUGGAGGACCCUCCAGAAGCUGAAGAACCGAGGAACAAAGGGAGCCAUAAGAAACCCAAGCAAUAUUGAAAAUGGAGAAGAUUCUAUUCCAGCAAAAGGAAAAGAAGGGGCAUUGAAGAAAGCGAUUGGAGUUGAGUCUCAUUAGCCUUCAAGCAAAGAGGACAAACAGAGGGCAGUAAACACUUGUUAGGUGCCUUCUUUUGCAGAAUAUUAGCACUGUUAAGAGACCCAAAUCAGAAUAUUAACUCUUCUGUGGCUAUUUGACUUCCACAAGGCUUUAAAUAAACGUUUAUCGAUUUGGGAGGCAGAAUGUAAGUGCACCGAGAGAGAUUUAACGGUAAAACGACCUUGAUGGUCAAAUGACCCUAUUUGUGGUCUUCAGAAUCAAAAUUUUUUUCAAAUGAGAGGAGAGAAAGUAAGGAUUGGAAUUUUGCAAUUUCAGCUUCUUUUAAGCUUCUUCUAAAGGAUAAAGACCAAGGGAGGGUAUCCAAAUCUCAAUGGUCUGCAACCGACCAUGGGGAAGUAAGGCAAUUCUGUAAAGUAAGGUAAAAAGAUCUUUGAGAGGGGAGGCACCAGAAAUGAGCCUCUUCAUUAAUAUAAUGAAAUGAAACUAAUGCUCAAAGUACAAGAGAAUUAUACAAAGAACUAGAAUCCCUAGUGGACAAAGAAUCCUUAUUUAGACCCAAUAAUAAAGUUUCUCCCUGGGAACGACCUCUAAGGAGGCUUUUGAUUGGUUUACUAAAGGAAAGUCCCUUAACAGCCCAAGGAGUUUUUGGGUUAACAUUGCUAGAGUUUGGAGGUCGGUAGACUCUUUAGCCUCCAUUAAUCUUGGUAAUGGUUGGAGAAUCAGUUUUUGGACAGCACCUAUUAAGGAGCAAUUUUCCAAGCUCUUUAGAAUUGCUCUUUUGCCUACCGGUUUAGCAGCAGCACAUUGGGACUAUGAUAUUUCAUCUUGGUCAUUGACCUUUAGAAGAUGCUUGAAAGAUGAUGAAAUUGCAGAAUUUCAUUCAUUACUAUCCAUCCUCUCAACUGAAAAAAAUGGUUAAUUCCGACGAUUAUAGAUCAUGGUCCAUUGAUCCCCAUGGCCGGUUUACUAUUAAGUCUCUUUUGGCUCACCUAAAACUGCCUCCCCAAUGGAUAAACAUCUUUUUACAGCAAUUUUGGAAAUCAGGCAGCCCACGGAGAAUUAACAUUUUGAUUUGGAUUACGGUUUGUGGGUCCCUUAACAGUUCAGAAAUUUUGCAAAAGAAAUCCCCUAAUAAAUACCUCUCUUCUUUGAUCUGUUCUCUAUGUUUGAAGGCUAGUGAGAAUCUCCCUCAUGUUUUUUUGAACUGCCUCGUCUCUUCCUUCUGCUGCGUAAGGAUUUUCUCCUUGUUCAAUUUUGACUGGUUUUGAUCGUUCACUAAGUGCUGGUGUGGUUCAACUUCCAUUAGGUUCGAUUUUACCCAAAAAACCACAUAAUUAUGGUCCGAGCCAGUUUAUUCACAAGCCCAAUAAGGUGCACGCCUAGGCUCAAGUCGCCCACUUGGGGCUUAUUUGUGAGGAAGCGAACCGUUUUUUGAAAAGCCCGGCUUAGGGGAGGCGCGCCUAGGCUUAAGUCGCAUUAGGCGUGGGCUUCUUUAUAACUAAUGGGCUGGGCUUUAAUCAUAAAAAAAUAUUAUUAUAUAGGUUUUUUAAACCUAUUACGUAAAAGUGAAGAAACGACCCUUCUUCUCCCGCGCGAAUUUUCUUUAACGCAUACGCACGUCAUCGACUCUUCAUUUACUUCUUCCGUUUCUUUCUGCUUCUGCUUCAAAGAAACUGUCACCGGCGCCGACCUUCAACAAAUCUCUUUGGCAAGGUAAGGUCCACUGGCCACCCUUCUUCUUCUUCACACAAAACGUCAAGGUUUCUUCUUCUUCAACAAAUCUAUUUGGUGCUGCCAUUACUCUGUUUUUUGGUGCAAAAAUAGAGGAAAAGAGUAGACAAGGAAGCUUCCCAAAAUCAUUACCAUUACUGAUCAUAGAUGGCUGAUGGAAGUUCGAGAAAAGAUCCGGCAUGGAAAUAUGGUCAGUUGCAAAAGGACCAAGAUAUAAAUAUGUUUGUGGAUUUUGUUCGAAAGUAACAAAAGGAGGGGUAUAUAGAAUGAAAUAACACCUCAUUGGUGGUUAUAGAAAUGUCACCGUCCGUAUAAAAUGUCCGGAUCACGUGAAAGAAGAAAUUAAAGAGUACAUGUCCAAGAAAAAAGAGAUUAAAGAACAAAGAAAUCUGAUUGUGGACAUUGAUGUAGAAGAUUACGGUAUCGAGGAUGAAGAUGAAGGGAGUGUUAGUAUAAACAAUAGGGCAACACCAAGUGGCCCGAGCUUGAAGAAACCAAGGCAAAAGGGUCCAAUGGAUGCAUUUUUUACUCCCAACCCAGAAACCGUGGUUCAAAAUGAAAGGAAAAAGGAAAACAAACUUCGUUGAAUGCGGCAUACAAGAAGGAAAUGAGAGAGCACACCAUCCAAAGAAUUGCUCGAUGAUUUUAUGAUGCAAGAGUGCCUAUGAAUGCUUGAACAUAUGAUAGUUUUGCCCCUAUGAUUGAGUCAAUUGGGCAAUUCGGUCUUGGAUCCACCAUCUUAUCAUGAGUUAAGAGUUCCAUGUUUGAAGAAGUAAUUAGAAGCAACAAAUGAGUUGAUGAGUAGCCAUAAGGCAGAGUGGGCCAAGGUUGGAUGCACUGUUAUGGCUGAUGGAUGGACCGAUAGAAGAAAUAGGACAUUAAUUAACUUUUUAGUUAACAGUCCUAAAGACACCAUGUUUAUAGAGUCCAUCGAUGCUUCAUCUUAUGUGAAAGAUGGAAAGAAGAUGUUUGAGUUACUUGACAAUUUUGCAGACUGAAUUGGAGAAGCGAAUGUUGUACAAGUAGUUACAGAUACUGCCUCAUCAAAUGUGAUGGCAAGGAGAUUGUUAGAAGCAAAGCGACCACAGUUAAUAUGGUCUCCAUGUGCCGCUCAUUGCUUAGAUUUGAUGUUGGAGGAUAUAUACCAGAUCUGUAAUAUUCGCAGAACAUUGAAAGGAGGCAUGGAGAUUAGCAACAUCAUAUAUGUUCGUCCUGGAUUGUUAAACAUGAUGCGACGUUUUACUAACCAAAAGGAGUUAGUUAGACCAGCUAAGACUCGUUUUGUUACUGCUUGCAUUACAUUAUCGAGUAUACGUUGUCAAAAGAAUAACCUGAGGAAGAUGUUUACUUUAGAUGAAUGGAAGGAUAGCAAAUGUAGUAAGGAGCAAUAGGGGAAAUGAGUAGUUCAGACUAUUUUGUUGGCUAGUUUUUGGACUAUAAUUGUUUUCGCUCUUAAAGUAUCUGCCCCUUUGGUCAGAGUUCUUAGAUUGGUUGAUGGCGAGAAGAAGCCACCUAUGGGAUAUAUUUAUGAGGCCAUGGAUAGAGCUAAGGAAGCUAUUGCUAAGUCCUUCAAUAAUAAUGAAGAAAAAUACAAGGACAUUUUCACCAUAAUCGAUAAAAGAUGGGAGCUUCAGUUGCAUCGUCCUCUGCAUGCAGCGGGGUAUUACUUAAACCCGUCAUUCUAUUAUUCGAAUCCCAACAGCCAAGAGGAUGAUGAAAUAGUUAAUGGACUCUACUCAUGCAUUACGAAAAUGGUUGCUUCAUUGGAAGUACAAGACAAAAUACUUGUAGAGCUAAGCAAGUAUAAGAGAGCUAAAGCAUUAUUCGGACAACCUUUAGCAAUUAGACAAAGGGACAAAAUAUCUCCAGUGGAAUGGUGGGAUAAUUUUGGACAAUCAACUCCAAACUUGCAAAAGUUUGCUGUGAGAAUUUUAGGUCUUACUUAUAGUGCUUCUGGAUGCUUGCGUAAUUGGAGUGUAAUUGAACAGCUUCAUAGCAAAAAACAAAAUAGACUUGCUCAAAGUCGUUUGAAUGAUCUAGUGUUCAUCAAAUACAACAGAGCAUUAAAACGUCGAUACAACCUACGAGAUAUUGUUGACCCCAUCUCCUUGAAAGAUAUUGAUGAUAGUAACAAAUAGUUGAUUGGAAGAUUGGAUGACGAUUCUGAGGAGGAGGAUGAGUUGGUAUUUGACGACGAUUCUUUAACGUGGGGUGAUGUUUCAAGAGCUGUCGGAGCAAAAGAACCAUCAUUCUAUUCUAAAGCUAGUACCUCAAGAGCAAAGACUAAUGUUUCAUGUUCAUCCUUGUCUACUAUGCAACGCAAACAAGUAAAUUUGGAUGACUUCAUCUUGGAAGAAGAUACUGGUGGCUAUAAGUCUAACGAAAGAGUGAAUGAAGACGAGGAUCAAUUUAGUGAUGAUGAGUUUGAUCUUUAGGGAUGAACUUUUAUUUUGAUUGUUAACUUGUUGUUGAAUACUGAGUGGUUUUCUGUUGUUUUUUUUUUGUUUUUCAGGUAGAAAAUUAAUUUUAUAAUAUUUUAUACAUUAGAGUUAAGUCUCAAUUUCACCUUAGCUAUAUACUUAUAUUUUAUUCAUUGUUGCUCUGCUAUGUAUGCGUGUAUAUAUAUAUAUUUCUUUUUA
Molecule: messenger RNA, 5195 nt
Organism: Cucumis sativus (cucumber)
Lineage: Eukaryota; Viridiplantae; Streptophyta; Magnoliopsida; Cucurbitales; Cucurbitaceae
Exons: 5
Coding region: 4071-4694 (207 amino acids)
Molecular function (GO): protein dimerization activity
Source: RefSeq, a predicted model, not a curated record